This is a messenger RNA of Ricinus communis (castor bean), 2014 nucleotides long. RefSeq names its product malonyl-coenzyme A:anthocyanin 3-O-glucoside-6''-O-malonyltransferase. NCBI's taxonomy places the organism in Eukaryota, Viridiplantae, Streptophyta, Magnoliopsida, Malpighiales, Euphorbiaceae. The record is from RefSeq and is a predicted model, not a curated record. The transcript has a single exon. The coding region runs from base 272 to 1666 and encodes 464 amino acids.
CAUCCAUAAUCAAAGUACAUCUCCCAAUUUAUCUCCAUGAACAACUCUCCCUCUAACUUUCUUUGACAUGCCAUGGCUUUUCCUCUCUCCAAGCCAACCUCUUUUCUUCCUUUAGGGUAUCAUUUCUCACUCAUUAUCCUCCAUUCCACCUAACUUAAAUCACUGUCCUUACAAUUUCACUUCUUAAAGCACUUCUUGUCCUCUACUCCACAUUUUCAUUUUUUUUCUCCUUUGUCUAGUCAAGUAAGUUCAUUGCUCUCUCUCUUUUCUCAUGGCAAAACCCUCCACAAUUAAAGUACUUGAGCACAGUAAGAUAUCUCCAUCUCCCAAUUCAUCUCCAUCAACAACUCUUCCUCUAACUUUCUUUGACCUGCCAUGGCUUUUCUUCUCUCCAUGCCAACCUCUUUUCUUCUAUGCAUACCCUCACUCCACUUCUCACUUCUUAUCCUCUACUCUACCUAACUUAAAGCACUCUCUUUCUCUUGCUCUCCAAGAAUUCUUCCCUUUCCUUGGGAAUCUUGUUGUUUCAUCUUUUGAUUCCAAUAAAAAGCCCAAGUUUGUUUACAGAGAAGGUGACUUUGUCUCUUUCACUGUUCAAGAAUCUAGUGGUGAUUUUAGUUUCUUUACUAGUAAUCAUGCAAGAGAUGUGCAUGAGUUUUACCCUCUUGUGCCUGAGUUAGCUACUAGUAGUGUAGCAGCAAGUGGCUUGCAAGCAUUGAUUCCUUUACUGGCUGUGAAAAUUACCAUUUUCUCUAAUAUGGGUAUUUGUGUUGGGCUUGCAUAUCAUCAUGUUGCAGCUGAUGGGAGAACAUUCAAUUAUUUUAUCAACUCAUGGGCUUCAUCAUGUGCAAAUUCUAGUUUCUUGAUGAAUUCUUUGCCAUGCUUUGACAGGUCUGUGAUUAAAGAUUCACUUGGGCUUGAGGAGAUUUUCUUGAAGGAGUUGUGGAAUAGAAAGUCCUCACAAGAACUGGCUAUAGGCACUGAAGCCCAUGUUGAUUUGUUAAGCAUGGUUAGAGCUACUUUUAUAGUGAGCUUAUUAGACAUGGAAAGAAUCAAGAAAUGGAUUAUUGGUAAUUGCAAGAAAAGAAGUCGGCCAUUACCUAUACAUUUAUCUCCAUAUGUUUUAACUUGUUCUUUCUUAUGGGUUUGUUUGGUGAAAGCCCAAGUUCAAAUGGAUCAAGAAGAAAAUGAGGAGGAUCUGAACUACUUUGCCUUCGUUGCAGGUGGUUUGACCCGGAUUGACUAUCCGGUACCCGCCACAUAUUUUGGUAAUUGUGUUGGAUUUGGUCGGGCAAAAGCAAUCAGGAGCGAAUUAUUAGGAGAAGAUGGGAUUAUUGUUGCUGCAAAUGUGAUUGGAAACAUGAUCAGAAAGUUGGAUAAAGAAAUCUUUAGUGAAGCAGAAAAAUGGAUUUCGGAUUGGGAAGUGUUAUUUGGUUCGGAGGUCCAUGUAAUGGUAUCCGGGUCACCUAAAUUGAAACUUUAUAGCGUUGAUUUUGGCUGGGGAAGCCCCAAGAAGAUAGAGGAUAUUUCAAUUGAUAAGAACAGAGCAAUUUCACUGACUGAGAGUAGAGAUGUAAAGGGUGGAAUUGAGAUUGGUUUAGCUCUACGUAAGAGUCAAAUGGAAAUUUUUGGUUCACAUUUCAAUGAAGGACUCAGAAUUCUUUAGUAAUAAACUGGUAUUUAAUUUAGAUGAAACCAGUUCAAAGCUGGCAUCACAUAUUAAAAUUUUUAAAUAAUAAUUUCUCUCUAGAGGAUAAUGUAUUGCAAGUGAUAUCAUAUCUUUAUCAUCCAUUUCAAAUAGUAUUUAUUUCUAUAAGAGAAUGAGUGUAUCAGGUAAGGCUCACCCUUUCUUGAAUAAUAGGAUCUUCUGUAGUUGUAGUUCUAAUAUGCAAUUUCUAAAAUGUACCUCAAACUUUCUCAAUAUAACAAGAGUAAACAAACAAGAAGUUAAAUUAUUUCCAUUUCUUAGGAAUUUGUAUUUUCUCAUCUUGCCUUGACAAAAAAGGGACCUUGA